Messenger RNA from Suillus bovinus, 309 nucleotides. RefSeq lists its product as uncharacterized. The record is from RefSeq and is a predicted model, not a curated record. NCBI's taxonomy places the organism in Eukaryota, Fungi, Basidiomycota, Agaricomycetes, Boletales, Suillaceae. The transcript has a single exon. Bases 1 to 309 code for a protein of 102 amino acids.
AUGGAAGAUGGUGAACAAUUCAAUUACAAUAUAUGUGACUCACUAAACCAUCAACUUCAUUGCAUAGGAAAGAUUGACUUCCCACACUGCCUAUUCUGCCCAGAAAAAGAUGAGACCAUGCACCAUUACCUCCUCAACUGCCCUCAGUAUACCCGAGAGAGACACAUUCUAAACAACACCCUACGCCGCCAAGCCUCAUCCAUAGCCUUCCUACUCGCCUCUAAGAAAGCAAUAGACCCCCUCCGAAGAUUCAUCAAUAGCACCGGUAGAUUUAAAAUGACCUUUGGUGAGAUUCCAUUAACCAAAUAA